Messenger RNA from Dichotomopilus funicola, 1971 nucleotides. RefSeq lists its product as uncharacterized. The record is from RefSeq and is a predicted model, not a curated record. The coding region runs from base 1 to 1971 and encodes 656 amino acids. The transcript has 6 exons. Lineage: Eukaryota; Fungi; Ascomycota; Sordariomycetes; Sordariales; Chaetomiaceae.
AUGACGCCCUCGAUGCGCUCCCCUUGGGGCGGCGUCUCCCGCGCGCCGCCGCGGAGCAUUGUUCUGAAGCGGCUCGCCAUUGUGUGUGCGGUAGGCCUCUUGGUCUACCUGUUUAUCAACAACCUCCCCGUCGGCAUUCCCAUCCGCGACCGUCGUCAUCCGUUUUACCGACCUGACCCCCAUCCGACGGGCCAGCCCGGUGGACCAUCGGAGUCUGGGCCGCGGCCGAUGGUGCCGCCGCAACUGGACGCCGGUCAAAAACCUACGCAAGAACAGUCAGGUUCGCACUGGCUGGAUGAGGAUUCGUCGUUGGGACUGUACAAUGGGCCGCUUGUGUUCCCGCAACUUUUGACUUCGCUCCAGGCAAUCCAGACAACGGGGGGUUCUUCCAGUGCAAAUAAGAAUGUGCUUUUUGCUGCGGCUAGUCUUAAAAGUGCGGCGUUGCUACUCCCCAUGGCGUGUCGGAUGGGGAGUGAGCUGAGGAAUUACGUUCACUUUGCUUUAGCGGGAGGGAGCGAGAUCGAUAUUUCCGAACUCCGUGCUCUUAAUGGCAUCGAUGACUCGUGCCAGAUUAUCUUUCAUGAUGCUCGUCCCGACUAUCCUGGGGCAUCCGGUACUGACCGGUUGAGACAGAGCACCAUUCGUGCCUUGUUUCAUAUUGGGACGUACAUGCACCCGCAAGUGGCAAUCAUUGACGCGUCCGGGGCGGAGGAAGAUUACUUUCUCGCCGGAAUCGGGCGGCAGGCCCCGAUUUCGGGCAUACCCCUGAUCGAGUUGCCCGAAAAUGCUCAUUCAAGGCUUGCUUGGAUGUCCAAGCUGGAUAGCCCGUCGUUAGCGGCUUGGGACAAGAUCAGCGUCGAGAUACUCAUACAAGCGCCGUCGAGAGGCUCAGCUAACCUUGUCCGCCUAUUGAGGUCGUUAGCAGCGGUCGACUUCGGCGCGGGCUCGGUGCCGCAUCUGACGAUCGAGCUCCCGCACAAUGCGGACCGCGGCACGAUAGACUUCCUCAGGGGCUUCCCAUGGCCCCCGAACCGUGCCCUAUUACCGUCGCAUCCUCGCAUGUUAUCACUGCGGCAUCGCAUUCCGAGCAGAAGGGUGUCCGAGUUGGAGAGCUCUGCGAGGUUCCUCGAGUCGUUUUGGCCUAGGAACCCGAAGUACUCUCAUGUUUUGGUCCUAUCAGCCCAUACCCAAGUCUCACCCCAGUUUUGGAACUACCUGAAAUACUCCGUCCUUCAAUACAUGUACUCAGGUAUUUCCAAAGCUCAAGAAUGGGAUUCUCGGCUACUCGGGAUCGGUCUCAACUUGCCCGCUACCUAUCUUGAUGGCAUCACUCCCUUUGAGCCCCCAUCCUCUAAUGAAGGCGGUUCAUUCCUUUGGCAAGCCCCCGACAGCAACGCGGUGCUCUUCACAGGGCAGAAGUGGACCGAGCUGCACGCCUUUGUCUCCCGCAUGAUCACCUACAUGAAUCAACACGAAAUCGAAAACGGGGACAACGAUGAGGACCCGGUCCCUCUCCCCUUCUUCCUCGACAAGCUCGUCGGCAAACGCUACCCCGCCUGGCUCGAGCACGCACUCCAGCUCUGCCAGGCGCGCGGCUACUGGACUCUCUACCCCGGCGACGCGACGGCGCGCAAUCUCGCGACUGUACACACCGAGCUUUUCCACCCGCCCGAGGAAUACGCACCCGUGAAGACGGGCAGCGCGCCCUUUGAUGACGAGGUGCCGCUAACGGGCAAGACACUGUUCGAGACCCUGCCUGAAAGCGGGCGACUUCUGACGUUUGACGAGAUGCCGCUGCUGCUGUGGGAUGGGAGGCCGACGGGCUUGACGGGACUGGAUGAUGCGGCGUCGAUAUAUACGUAUGAUUUUCGGACGGCGGUGGGCGGGUGUGAGCUGUUGGAGGAGGAGGAAGGGGAGUUGUUGGCGAAGAAGUCGAUGAGUGACUUGUUUUGUAUCAGGGAGGAGCAAUAA